UCUAACUUCAUGAGGGGCUGGAAAGACCAGCCGGGACCGCGCAUCAGAAUGCAGCGAGCACUGCUCGUGAAAGUGGUGACUGUAUUAACUUUUUGGUUUCUUCAGUGUAAUUGUCAAGAUACAGGGUGUGAGACAGGCCAGUUCCGCUGCGGGACAGGCAGGUGCAUCCCUGCAGGCUGGCACUGUGACGGCACCGCAGACUGCGCAGAUGAUUCAGACGAGAGCGGCUGCCCCCAAUUGACUUGCGAAGCGAAUCAGUUCCAGUGUCUCAGUGAUGGCGAGUGCAUUACACAGCACUGGGUGUGUGAUGAUGAGGAAGACUGUGAAGAUGGUUCAGAUGAGAGACAGCAUUGCCCUGGCCGGACCUGUUCCAGUAUACAGUUCAGCUGCACAAAUGGAGCCUGCAUCCCAGGGGAGUACAGGUGUGACCAUGUACCUGACUGUUCAGACGGAGCAGAUGAGAGAAACUGCCACUACCCAGAGUGCUCAGAGUUGAAGUGUGCUAGCGGGGCGUGUUAUAACAGGAGCCAACACUGUGACCAGGUGCUCGAUUGCCGAGACGGCUCCGAUGAAACCAACUGCACCAAGCGAUGCUCUAGUGGCCAGUUCCAGUGCGGUAAUGGAGAGUGUGUUCCGCGUGGUUAUGUCUGUGACCAUGACGAUGACUGCGGAGACAUGAGUGAUGAGCAGAACUGCACUUACCCUACAUGUAGAGGGAAUUACUUUACCUGCCCCAGUGGUCGCUGUAUAUACCAACUCUGGUUGUGUGAUGGAGAGGACGACUGUGGUGACAAUGCUGAUGAAAGAGGAUGUGAUAAUGUCCAGCAUGAGUGUUACUCCAGCGACUGGCCAUGCCCGUCAUCUGGUGUUUGCAUCCGCAUGGAGCAGCUCUGUGAUGGAACACCCCACUGUCCUGAUGGAGAAGAUGAGACAAAUUCUACUGCUGGACGCAACUGCAGUAUCUGGCGCUGUGCAUCUCUGAGCUGUGAACAUCGCUGUGAGGCCUCGCCAGAGGGUGGUACCUGCUCUUGUCUGCCUGGCUACGUGGUCAGCAGCAACAACAGUCGCUCCUGUAUUGACUACAACGACUGUCAGGUGUGGGGUGUGUGUGACCAGCUGUGUGAGGAUCGGAUAGGUAGCCAUCACUGCAGUUGUCACGAAGGCUAUGUGCUGGAGCAGCAGAGGUACUGCAGAGCCAACGCAUCCUCUGGAGCAGCAUCUUUGCUCUUUUCAAAUGGAAGAGACUUGUUGGCUGCAGACAUUCAUGGCCAGAGCUAUCGCACCCUGAUUCACUCUCAGAACAGAGGAGUGGCUGUGGGAGUGGACUUCCACUACCAACUGCAGCGGGUCUUCUGGACUGACACUAUUCAAAACAAGGUGUUUUCGGUAGACAUGGAUGGGUCACAUUUACAGGUGAUCCUAAAUGUAUCAGUCGACUAUCCUGUGAACCUGGCUGUGGACUGGAUCAACAAUAAACUUUAUGUGGUGGAGGGCAGUGUCAAUCGAAUUGACAUGGUGGACCUUGAUGGGAACAAUCGUAUCACACUCAUUGCAGAGAACCUGGGAAACCCAAGGGGACUGGCCCUCGACCCAACUGUCGGGUAUCUUUUCUUUUCUGAUUGGGACCCUCUGAAUGGGGAACCUGGUCUGGAGAGGGCCUACAUGGAUGGCACCAACCGCUAUGGUAUUAUCAGGUCCAAACUGGGCUGGCCUGCUGGGAUCACACUGGACAUUGUGACUAAAAGGGUGUACUGGGUGGACAGUCGCUAUGACUACAUAGAAACCACCACUUAUGAUGGCCUGCACAGGAAAACAGUUGUGCAUGGAGGUUCGGUGAUCCCUCACCCUUUUGGCAUCAGUCUGUUUGAACAUACUGUCUACUACACUGACUGGACCAAGAUGGCUGUCAUGAAAGUUAGCAAAUUCAGUGGAGGCAGCCCGCAAGUGCUCUAUUCAACCUCUCAGACUCCAUAUGGUGUGGCUGUGGUUCAUGCCUACAGGCAGCCCUACGUAAGUAACCCAUGUGGGACAAACAAAGGAGGCUGUGAACAGAUCUGUGUGCUGAGUCACAGGACUGAUAAUGAUGGUCUGGGAUACCGUUGCCGGUGCCGCCUGGGUUACGACCUGCACGCCGAUGGCAGAAGAUGUGUGGCUGUGAGGCAAUAUUUGCUGUUCUCCAGUCAGCUGGCAGUGAGAGGCAUCCCUUUUAACCUCUCCUCUCAGGAAGACAUCAUACUCCCCAUCACUGGCACACCAUCCUACUUUGUAGGAGUGGACUUCAGUGCAGAGGAUAAUUCGAUCUUUUUCUCAGACACUGCCAAGGACAUUAUCUACAAACAGAAAGUGGAUGGGACCGAGAGGGAGGUACUUGCAGCCAAUCGGGUAGAUGGUGUGGAGGACCUGGCUUAUGACUGGAUAUCAAAAAACCUGUACUGGACUGACCCACGCUACAGGAGUAUAUCAGUCAUGAAAGUAACGGACAAGUCAAGAAGAGCCAUUGUGCGCAACCUGAACAACCCAAGAUCUAUAGUGGUACAUCCAAUUGUCGGUUUUAUUUUCUGGACUGACUGGUACCGUCCAGCGAAGAUUAUGAGGUCCUGGUGUGAUGGGUCACAUGCCCAGUCAAUUGUAAACACCACUCUUGGCUGGCCUAAUGGUCUCGCCAUUGACUGGAGUUCAAUGCGUUUGUACUGGGUGGAUGCUUUCUUUGAUAAAAUUGAGCACAGUAAUUUUGACGGUCAGAACAGAUUGUCAUUGGAUCGUAUCACACAAAUGUCCCAUCCAUUUGGACUUACUAUUUUUGGAGGUUACGCAUACUUCACUGACUGGCGUCUAGGGGGGAUUGUCCGUGUUCGCAAAACGGAUGGGGGAGAGAUGAUGAUUAUCCGACGGGGGAUCAGUCACAUUAUGCAUGUCAAAUCUUUCAACGCUGACUUGCAGACUGGUUCAAACUUCUGCAACAGGCCUUCGAACCCUAAUGGGGACUGCAGUCACUUCUGUUUCCCAGCCCCUUACUCCCAGCGCAUGUGUGGCUGCCCUUACGGAAUGAAGCUGUCACCCAACCAGCAGACAUGUCUCGAGGAUCCGUCCAACGAACCACCUACGCUGCAGUGUGGCUCCAACUCAUUCUCCUGCUCAAAUGGGAGAUGUGUCCCUCAGAGCUAUCGGUGUGACGGCGUUGAUGACUGCCACGACAACAGCGAUGAGGCCAGCUGUGGAGCUAACAACAACACCUGCUCCUCCAGUGCUUUCACCUGUUCCAACCAGCACUGUGUUCCUAGGAGCUGGCACUGCGAUGGCUACCGCGACUGUUUUGAUGGCAGUGAUGAGAGAGAGUGUCCUACGCAGGUUCCUGGCACAUGUCAGGCUGACCAGUUCAGCUGCGCCAACCACCGCUGCGUCCCGCGCACCUGGCUCUGUGACACCGAUAACGACUGCGGCGAUGGAUCUGACGAACUCAAUUGCGAUGCUAUAGGGACAUGCCACCCGGGUCAGUUUCAGUGCCCUGACCACCGCUGUAUUGACCCAGCCUAUGUUUGUGACGGAGACAGAGACUGCGUGGACGGGGCUGAUGAACAGGGCUGUGUAUACAACUGCACUGGCUAUGAGUUCAAGUGCGCCAAUGGACACCAGUGUGUGAACGCCUUCUACCGCUGUGAUGGGGUUUUCGAUUGCAACGAUCAUUCGGAUGAGUCUGAUUGUCCAACCAGGCCACCGGGCAUGUGCCACCACGAGAGCGAGUUCCAGUGCCAGUCCGAUGGCAGCUGCGUGCCAGCCGCCUGGGAGUGCGACGGCCACCCGGACUGCGAGGACGGAUCUGACGAACACCGUGUUUGCCCCCCACGCACCUGCCCCACCUCGCUCUUCCGCUGCGACAAUGGCAACUGCGUCUUCCGCAGCUGGCUCUGCGACGGUGACAACGACUGCCGGGAUGGCAGUGAUGAGCGCGACUGCCCCAUCCCACCGUUCCGCUGCCCUAGCUGGCAGUGGCAGUGUGCGGGCCACAGCGUGUGCGUCAACCUGAGCAGAGUGUGCGACAAUACGCCCGACUGCCCGAAUGAAGCAGACGAGUCCCCCCUCUGCAAUGAGCCUUUACCAGAUCAGGAGAGUUGUUCUGACCACAACGCAGGCUGCACUCAUGGAUGUAUCCAGGGUCCAUUUGGGGCUCAGUGCACAUGUCCAGUUGGCUACCAGCUGAGUAACGACUCAAAGACGUGUGAGGACAUAGAUGAGUGUACCCCUCCUGGCCUGUGCAGCCAGCAUUGCUUCAACGAGCGAGGUUCAUUUCGUUGCCACUGUGAGGAUGGAUACAUGCUUGAGGCAGAUGGACGAACGUGCAAAGCCUCAGGAUCUCGAGAGGCCAUUCUGCUGGUGGCCAGUCGUAAUCAGAUUAUAUCUGAUGACAUCUUCUCGCAGCCGAACGUGGUGCGCUCCAUUGUCAGAGAUGGCCGCAAUAUUGUGGCAGUCGAUUUUGACUCUGCGACCGACCGUGUGUACUGGUCAGACACCACCCAGGACCAAAUAUGGAGUGCACACAAGAAUGGCAGUGACAGGACUGUGAUCUUUGACAGCGGUGUGACAGUCACAGAAAGUCUUGCAGUUGACUGGGUAGGAAGAAACCUCUACUGGACAGACUACAUCUUGGAGACCAUAGAAGUGGCCAGGCUGGAUGGCUCCCAUAGGACAGUGCUCAUCAGUGUCAAUGUCACCAACCCCAGAGGUCUUGUGCUCGACCCCAGGAAUGGUGUUCAUCUCAUGUUUUGGACGGACUGGGGGAGAAACCCUCGCAUUGAGAGAGCUAGCAUGGAUGGAAAGCUGAGGACCCCCAUCAUCAGCAACAAGCUCUACUGGCCAAAUGGCCUGACCAUAGACUAUCCAAACAGCCUUCUCUACUUCGCUGAUGCUUACCUGGAUUUCAUUGACUAUUGUGAUUACAAUGGGAACAACCGGAAACAAGUUCUGGCCAGUGAUCUGGUACUGCAACACCCCCACGCAAUUACCAUUUUUGAGGAUUUUGUGUAUUGGACCGACAGAUACGUCAACCGCGUGAUCCGGGCCAACAAGUGGCACGGAGAGAACCAGACGGUGAUGCUGUAUAACCUGCCCCAGCCCAUGGGCCUGGUGGCAAUGCAUCCAGCCAGGCAGCCGGCAGGUGACAACCCAUGUGCAGUUAGCCCCUGCACCCACAUCUGCCUGCUGUCUGCGUCUGGCCCCAGGUUUUAUUCCUGUGCCUGUCCCUCAGGCUGGAUACUGGCAGCUGACCAGCUCACCUGUGUUAGAGUGGAUGAUCCCUUCCUGGUGGUUGUUAGGGACAGCAUCAUUUAUGGUAUCUCCCUCAACCCUGAUGAUAAGGGCAAUGAUGCCAUGGUACCUGUUGCUGGGCUGCAAAAUGGAUACGACGUGGACUUUGAUGAUGCUGAGCAGAUGAUCUACUGGGUUGAACAUCCUGGAGAGAUCCACAGGGUCAAGUCAGAUGGCACUAACAGGACUGAAUUUGCCCCAGCGGCCAUCUUGGGAUCUCCAGUGGGAUUGGCUCUUGACUGGAUGACUCAAAAUCUAUACUACACCAACCCAUCCUCACAGUCCAUAGAGGUACUGAGGCUGAAAGGAGACAUGCAGUACAGGAGGACUCUUAUCACCAACAAUGGUACUACAACUGGUGUGGGCACCCCCAUUGGCAUAGCAGUGGACCCAGCGCGUGGGAAGAUGUACUGGACAGACCAAGGUACAGAGAGUGGCAUUCCAGCCAAGGUAGCAUGUGCAGACAUGGACGGCUCAAACUCAGUCACUCUUUUCACCAAUAACCUGGAGCAUGUGGAGUUUAUCACAAUAGACAUAGAAGAGAACAAACUCUACUGGGCUGUCACCGGGACCGGACUGAUUGAGAAAGGGGAUGUAGACGGGACGAACCGCAUCACCGUGGUUUCUGGCUUGUCCCGCCCCUGGGGCGUGGCUGUGCACGGACCGUACCUCUACUUCACUGACAGGGACUUUGAGGUGAUUGAACGCGUGGACAAAGCCUCAGGAUCCAACAAAAUUGUGUUGCGCGACAACAUGGCUGGUCUGAGAGUACUGAAAGUGCACUACAGAGAGACUUCUGCAGGCACUUCUAAUGGCUGCAGUAAUAAUGUAGGCACGUGUGAGCAGCUGUGUUUGCCUCGUCCUGGAGGUUUCUUCUCCUGUGCCUGUGCUACAGGCUUCAGACUCAGCGCUAAUAACAGGAGCUGUGCUCCCUACCAGUCCUUUGUGGUCAUCUCCAUGCUCACUGCCAUCAAGGGCUUCAGUCUGGAGGGAGCUGACCAUUCUGAGGCAAUGGUUCCAGUGGCAGGGAGAGGCCGAAAUGCUUUGCAUGUGGAUGUGCACAUGCCUUCUGGAUUCCUGUACUGGUGUGACUUCAGCAGUACUGUUGCUUCUCAGAAUGGAAUCCGCCGGAUCAAGCCAGACGGAUCAGGGUUCCGUAACAUUGUCACCUCUGGGAUUGGACGCAAUGGGAUCCGAGGCAUCGCUGUGGACUGGGCUGCAGGAAACCUAUACUUCACAAAUGCCUUUUUGACAGAGACAUUCAUUGAAGUCAUUCGCCUUAACACCAGUUUCCGACGUGUCCUCCUGAAGACCCAGGUGGAUAUGCCUCGACACAUUGUAGUGGACCCCAAAAACAGAUACCUGUUCUGGGCUGACUAUGGGCAGAACCCCAAAAUUGAGCAGGCUCACCUAGAUGGUACAAACCGGACUGCACUGGUCUCCUCUGGUAUCAUCACACCCAGAGGACUGGCUCUGGACCACCAGAAUGGAUACAUUUAUUGGGUGGAUGACUCACUGGACAUGAUUGCCCGAGUCCGGCCCAAUGGAGGCGAAACUGAAAUUGUACGCUUUGGGAGCCGCUACCCCACCCCAUAUGGCAUCACAGUGUUUGAGAAUAAGAUCAUCUGGGUUGACAGGAACUUGAAAAAGGUCUUCCAGGUCAGUAAAGAGCCAGGAAAUACUGACCAGCCAAUAGUGAUCAGGGACAACAUCAACAUGCUACGAGACGUUACCAUCUUUGACCAGAGGAUGCAGUCCAUGUCAUCCCAGGAACUGAAUAACAACCCCUGCUUGAUGUCCAAUGGAGGCUGUGCUCAUUUCUGCUUUGCUCUGCCAGGAACUCAGACUAGAAAGUGUGCCUGUGCCUUUGGGAACCUGGCUGUGGAUGGCACAAGCUGUGUGGUGUCCCGAGAUGAUUAUCUCAUAUACACAACAGAGAGCACGGUGCGCUCACUACGGCUGGACCCCGAAGACCACUCGCUGCCCUUCCCAGUGGUCAACGUGGCCCCCACAUCUGUUGCUCUGGAUUACGACAAGAUGGACUAUAGGCUCUACUUCACCCAGAGCUCUGGAGCAGGACAGAGCAAGAUCAGUUACAUUAGCUUGUCAUCUCCCACCUCACCUGCUACCAUAGUAGCUUCAGAUCUAGGUGCCCCUGAUGGUAUUGCCUACGAUUGGAUCAAUAAGAGGAUCUAUUACAGUGACUAUGUUAACCAGACCAUCAAUUCCAUGGCUGUGGAUGGGUCUCAGAGGACUCUUAUAGCUCAGGUGCCCAGACCACGAGCCAUCAUGGUGGACCCAUGCCGAGGGUACAUGUACUGGACUGACUGGGGCACCAAUGCUAAGAUUGAACGAGCAACUCUGGGUGGAAACUUCCGGAAUGAUAUAGUUAACAGCAGUUUGGUUUGGCCCAAUGGGCUUACCCUAGACUAUGAUGACGAAAGACUCUACUGGGCAGAUGCCAGCCUACAGAAAAUUGAGCGUUGUUCACUUACUGGGUCCAACCGUGAGGUCAUCGUUGGCACAGCCAUCUACCCAUUUGCCAUGACUGUGUAUGGACAGCAUAUCUUCUGGACAGACUGGAACACACGCAGCAUCUACAGAGCCAACAAGCACGAUGGCUCGGACCAGAGGGUUAUGCUCCAGAACCUUCCGUCCCGGCCCAUGGACAUCCAUGUGCUGUCUAACAGUAAACAGCAACAAUGUAGCAGCCCCUGCCUGCAGUUCAACGGAGGCUGUAGCCACAUCUGCACUCCAGGUCCUCAUGGGGCAGAGUGCCGGUGUCCAUCUGAGGGCCGUUGGUACCUGGCUGAUGACAAAUAUUGUAUCCAUGACAACGGCACGCGCUGUCUUCCUGGCCAGUUCACCUGCAUGAACGGUCGCUGCAUCCGUGCCCAGUGGAAAUGUGAUAAUGACAACGACUGUGGAGACGACAGUGACGAGUUGGAGAGAGUCUGUGGAUCCAACAGUGAUUUCGCUUUUGCCUUUCACACGUGUGAGCCCACUAUGUUCACAUGUGGAAAUGGCCGGUGUGUGCCAUACCACUACCGCUGUGACCACUACAAUGACUGCAGCGAUAACAGUGAUGAAGCAGGCUGCCUGUUUCGUCCCUGUGAUCCGGACACGGAGUUUGCCUGCAACAACGGACGCUGCAUCGCGCGGGAGUAUGUGUGCAAUGGCAUUAAUAAUUGCUUCGACAACGGAACUUCUGAUGAGCGGAGCUGUGCUGAGAGGACCUGUCAGCCUGAACACACUAAAUGUCAUACCACUAACAUCUGUAUCCCACGCUCUUACUUGUGUGAUGGGGAUAAUGACUGUGGAGAUAUGAGUGAUGAGAGCCCCACACACUGUGCCACGUCCACAUGUACCCAGAGUGAGUUCCGCUGCUCCAGUGGGCGCUGCAUUCCAGCACACUGGUACUGUGAUGGGGGAACUGACUGUGUAGAUGGUUCAGAUGAACCCUCCACCUGCACCACCUUGGUGAGGACCUGCAGCUCAGACCAGUUCCGCUGCGAUGAUGGCAGGUGCAUUGCAUCCUCCUGGAUCUGCGACGGAGACAAUGACUGCGGUGACAUGAGUGAUGAGGACCAGAGGCACAACUGUGCUAACCGAAGCUGCUCUCCUCUGGAGUUCACCUGUGUGAAUAACCGACCCCCACAGAGGAGGUGCAUCCCCCGCGACUGGGUGUGCGAUGGAGAUGCAGACUGUGCAGACGCCUACGACGAGCACCAGAACUGCACGCGGCGGUCCUGCUCGGCCAGCGAGUUCUCCUGCAGCAACGGCCUGUGCAUCCGCAGCUCCUACAGGUGUGACCGACGUAACGACUGUGGAGACAGCAGUGAUGAGCAGGGCUGCACCUAUCAGCCGUGUCAGCAGUACCAGUUUACAUGUCAGAACGGUCGCUGCGUCUCGCGGGACUUCCUGUGCGACGGUGACAAUGACUGUGGCGACGAGUCCGACGAGCUGGAGCACCUGUGCCAGACGCCGGUCCCUACGUGCCCUCCUGGGAACUUCCAGUGCGACAAUGGGAACUGUGUGCCGACCAGCCAGGUGUGCGACCACAGCGACGACUGCAUUGACAACAGCGAUGAGAAAGGGUGUGGCAUCAACGAAUGCACGGAUCCCUCCAUGCAACACUGUGACCACGAGUGCACUGACACCCCCACCAGCUUCAUCUGCUCCUGCCACCAAGGCUACCGCCUCAUGUCAGACAGGAAAAGCUGCGACGACGUGGACGAGUGCUCGGACACGCCCAGCGUGUGCAGCCAGGUGUGCGAGAACACGGUGGGCUCGUAUAUGUGCAAGUGUGCGCCGGGCUUCCUGCGCGAGCCCGACGGCCGCAGCUGCCGGCAGAACAGCAACAUCAGGCCGUACUUGAUCUUCAGCAACCGCUACUACCUGCGAAACCUGUCAGCGGAUGGGGAGGCGUACUCACUCAUUCUGCAGGGCCUCAGCAGCGUGGUGGCCGUGGACUUUGACCGGGUCAGCAAGCAUCUGUACUGGAUCGACGUGAGCCGCCAGGUGGUGGAGAGGAUGCUCUUCAAUGGCACGGGCCGAGAGGUGGUGGUGAAUGGCGUGCCGCACGGCGAGGGCCUGGCCGUGGACUGGGUGGGCCGGAAACUUUACUGGGUGGACAGCUUGCAGGACUGCUUGAAAGUGUCUGAGCUUGACGGGCGCUUUGUUAGGAAGCUGGCAGACCACUGUGUGGAUGCUAAUAACAGCUACUGCUUUGAGAAUCCAAGAGCCAUCGUCGUACAUCCAAAGUUCGGAUAUGUGUACUGGACUGACUGGGGAGAUAAAGCUUUUAUUGGUCGUGUCGGAAUGGACGGUAACAACAAGUCUGCCAUAAUAACCACUAAGAUUGAGUGGCCCAAUGGCCUUACCAUUGAUUACACCAACGAUAUGCUCUACUGGGCCGACGCUCACCUCAACUACAUUGAGUACUCGGACCUAGAGGGCCAUCACCGUCAUACUGUGUAUGAUGGGGUGCUUCCUCAUCCGUUUGCCCUAACUGUGUUUGAAGACACAGUGUACUGGACAGACUGGAACACCCGCACGGUAGAGAAAGGCAAUAAGUUCGAUGGCUCUGGGCGCCAAGCUCUUAUCAAUACCACCCACAGACCCUUCGACAUCCAUGUGUGUCACCCCUACCGCCAGCCCAUAGUAACCAAUCCCUGCGGACUGAAUAAUGGGGGCUGCUCUCACCUAUGUCUACUGAAAGCUGGUGGGCGAGGCUACACCUGUGAGUGCCCUGAUCACUUCCUGACUGUGCAGAUAGGGGGUUUGGCUCGCUGCUUACCUAUGUGCUCCAGCACACAGUACAGAUGUGCAGACAAUGAACGCUGUAUCCCUAUAUGGUGGAAGUGUGAUGGCCAGCGCGAUUGCAGGGACGGUUCUGAUGAGCCUUCCACGUGUCCUGCACGACACUGCCGACUCGGCCAGUUCCAGUGUGAUGACGGCAACUGCACCAGUCCUCAUUUCCUGUGUAACUCUCACCACGACUGCCCUGACGGCUCUGACGAGGACACUGUUUUGUGUGCCACCCACCAGUGUGAGUCACACCAGUGGCAAUGCGCUAAUAAGCGUUGCAUCCCGGAGGCGUGGCAGUGUGAUGGAGAGAACGACUGCGGAGACGCCUCGGACGAGGAGGCCUCGCACUGCUCCAGCAGGACGUGCCGGCCCGGCCAGUUCAAGUGCCGGAACGGCCGCUGCAUCCCUCAGAGCUGGAAGUGCGAUGUGGAUGACGACUGUGGAGACAGCUCAGACGAACCUGUCGAUGAGUGCAUGGGCCCAGCAUAUCGAUGUGAUAACCACACCGAGUUUGACUGCGUGACAAACUAUCGCUGCAUUCCUCGGUGGGCUGUGUGCAACGGACACAACGACUGCAGAGACAACAGUGAUGAGCAGAGCUGUGAGGAGCUGACCUGUGACCCAGCUGGAGAUUUCCGCUGUGAGAACCACCACUGCAUCCCUCUGCGCUGGAAAUGUGACGGAGACAACGACUGUGGUGACGGAUCUGACGAACGCAACUGCAGCCCGCGAGCAUGCACAGAAAGCGAGUAUCGCUGUGACAACCUUCGCUGCAUUCCUGACCGCUGGUUGUGUGACCAUGACAACGACUGUGAGGAUAACUCUGAUGAAAGGGAUUGUGAGUUGCGCACCUGCCACCCUGGAUACUUCCAAUGUGACAGCGGUCACUGCAUCGCUGAGCGUUUCAAAUGCGAUGGCAAUGCCGACUGCUUGGACUUCACCGAUGAGAUGUCCUGCCCGACCCGGUACCCGAAUGGCACAUACUGCCCUCCCUUCCUGUUCGAGUGUAAGAAUCAUGUGUGUGUCCAGCAGCACUGGAGAUGCGAUGGAGACGAUGACUGUGGGGAUGGGUCAGAUGAAGAGCUGCAUCUCUGCUUGGACAUCCCUUGCGAUCCUCCUUUUCGGUUCCGUUGUGACAACAACCGCUGCAUAUAUAGCCAUGAGCUCUGCAACUCCGUGGACGACUGCGGAGAUGGAACGGAUGAAAGACAGGAGUACUGCGUGACUCCCACUCAUGGGCCUUGCUCUCCUGAUGAGUUUAAGUGUGGGAAUCGCCAGUGCAUCCCUCUGCAGUAUGCCUGUGAUGAUUAUGACGACUGUGGAGACCAGACCGAUGAGCUGGGCUGCAACAGCGGCAGUGGGCGUUCUUGCAGUGAAAACCUGUGUGAACAUAACUGCACAGAGCUGGCUGGGGGCGGCUUCAUCUGCUCCUGCAGGCAGGGCUACAAAGCCAGUGAUGAGAACAGGAACUCCUGUGACGACGUGGACGAGUGUGAGAUCUAUGGGACUUGUCCUCAGCUGUGCAGGAACACUAAGGGCAGCUACGAGUGUCUGUGCGCUGAUGGCUUCCGCUCCGUCGGACUGCAGCGUGGGCUAGAAUGUGCCGCAGAAGGCAAUCCACCGGUGCUGUUACUGCCCGAUAACGUGCGAAUCCGUCGCUAUGACCUGUCAUCUGAGCUGUACUCAGACUACGUGGACCAUGCUGAGCAUAUACAGGCUCUGGACUACCUGUGGGACCCGGAGGGCCAGGCACUCAGCAUUGUGUACUGGACAGUUUUGGGUCGUGGUGGUCAGUUUGGCUCCAUAAAAAGAGCAUAUAUGACCACAUUUGAAGACCAUGGGAACAACCCAGUGAAAGAGAUGGAUCUCAACAUUAGAUACAUCUCCUCCCCUGAUGGCAUUGCUGUGGACUGGGUUGGACGACACAUUUAUUGGACAGAUGCUGGCACCAAUCGUAUUGAAGUGGCCAAAGUGGAUGGGCGGUACAGAAAGUGGCUUAUCCAUUCUGAUCUAGACCAGCCAGCCGCAAUAGUCGUCAAUCCAAGUCUUGGUGUGAUGUACUGGACCGACUGGGGCAGGAACCCUAAGAUUGAGGCAGCGUGGAUGGAUGGCCAACACAGACAAGUGCUGCUGGAUGAGGAUCUGGGCUGGCCUACAGGACUGUCUGUAGACUAUCUCAAUGGCAACAGGAUUUACUGGUGUGACUCCAAAGAGAACAUUAUUGAAUCGAUGAAGACAGAUGGAACAGACAGGAAGAUCAUAAUGUCUGGAGAUAUUGGGAACCCCUACAGUCUGGACAUCUUUGAGGGCCAUGUGUACUGGACAUCAAAGGCCAAGGGUGAGGUGUGGAAGACUGACAAGUUUGGGAAGGGGGAUAAAGUGAAGGUAUUGACCAUAAAUCCCUGGCUAACACAAGUCCGUAUCUAUCAGGAGCACAGAUACAACAACUCGGUGGUGAACCCCUGUAAGGAUGUGUGCAGUCACCUUUGUCUGCUACGGCCUGGUGGAUACACCUGUGCCUGUCCACAGGGCUCCUCGAUGCUCAGCUUCAACCAGAAUGAAUGUGAUGCAGCCAUAGAGACAGAGGUAAACAUGCCGCUGGCGUGCCGGUGCAUGAACCGGGGAACAUGCUACACUGAUGAUGCGGGCCUGCCCAAGUGCAAGUGUCCUUAUGGCUAUUCUGGAAGCUACUGUGAGAUGGGCAAGUCCAGAGGUGCCCCUGCUGGAACAGCUGUAGCUGUGCUGUUGGCAGUAAUUAUUAUUCUGUUAAGUGGAGCUCUAGCUGUUGGGCUUUUCCUCAACUAUAAACGCACUGGAUCUCUUAUCCCUGCAAUGCCCAAGCUUCCCAGCCUCAGCAGCCUGGUUAAGUCAGGAGACACAGGAAAUGGUGUCUCCUUCCGCUCGGGGGACAAUGUUACCAUGGACCUGGAGCCCCAGACUCUGAGAGUGUCAGUCAUUGACAGAGCCAUGCAGAUGGAUGAGAACUUUGCAAAUUUGGAAAGGCAACCAGUUACUUUUGAGAACCCUCUCUAUUCGACAGCUACAGGCAUGUCAGGUGAUUCUGCAGUCAUACAUGCCACACAGGUGACUGUAAAUGUAAGUGGAGACCAGGCAAAAGACAACUUUGAGAAUCCUGUGUACCAUGCACAGCAGCAAGGACUGGAGGUGAAAAGUAUUCCAGGAGGUCCUGAGAUCACACAGGAGUCCAAGUGGAGCUUCUUCAAAAGAAAACUGAAACCAAGUACAACGUUUGAAAACCCAACAUACUCAGAGAUGCAGGAAGAGCAGGUUGCUGCAGGUUCAGAGGACGGUGCCUCAGACCAGCCUGCUCCUUCUGGUCCACAGCCCAAAGCCAGCAAGCAUGAGAAGCACAGCAUGUACUCCCCUACAGAGAACACCUUCAGAGACACAGCCAGCCUGGUUAAAGAGGACAGUGACAUAUAACCCUCCCUCUCCCGUCUCUCCCACACACACACGCAGACGCACACAGAAGGGGGAAAAACAAAGACACGUUAACCCUCUUUGCAGAAAAUCUAUUUUUAUAUGCUUCCUGUGUAUAAAAAAAGAAACGUACAACUAUUUUGAAGAGAAUGCAUUUGUAUAACCCUCAGAAAAAGUGUCUAAACUAUGCCUUCUGCUGUUCUGUAUGCCAAUUUAUGUUUAAUGAUUUUUUUUUUUUUAUCAUUCUGAUGUACUAUAUGUAUAUCUUUGCACUGCUGCUGCUGAUGGUAAAUGUUAUGGAUAUGUUGUACAUUUGUAAAUUUGAAAAAUAAAUUGCUGGUAAUAUCUGGUGAUAGAAUAUUUUGCAAUAUAUUAUUCUUUUUCGUAGAUUCUUAGAAAACCAUGGUAGCGUGCAAGGCAUGCUGAGCUGUGAUUUGUUGCCAGGACCGUUUCUUUGCAUUUAAAUUUUAAUCAAUAUUUUCCACAGGAAUGAAGAACAUGUAUCUUGCAUAUUUAUAUACCUCAUCUGUGGACUGACCUCCACAUUGAAAGAGAGCACAUCACUGUUUGGUCCACUGUUCCAAUCAGUUCCUCAACUGUAUGUUUUUUCAUAUUAAAUAUAUGCAAAUAUUAAAUAAUGCUAUCAUUAAUUCAUGAACUGCAAAAGACUUAUCCCAGUACAUACAACUGCAGAUAUGAUUUUGGAUUCAAACAAAAUAAUUGAUGUUUCAUGGAGUCAAGAAGAAUCAUUAUAAAGACCUUAUAGAAUUCAGCCUGUAAAUAUCUGGCAACUGUGCUUUGUUUUCUGACAGUGAGUGCUGAAAUGUGACAAAUGUGUUCCUGUAGCAUUUGGACUGGAAUGCUAUAAUUGUAGGAGAAAGGGACUGAAAACAGUUGGAAUAUAACAAGUGAAACAGAACGUUUUUCAUCUUUGCCCAGUAUUCCAAGCACAGCAGCAGAUAUUUCAACAAAUCAUACUACAGUGGCCUAGAUCCAGAAUCUUCAGUGAUACUUGAAAUGACUCAUUGUUUAUUUGUAAAUUAAAUUCAACUGUUAUUAUUCACUUUUCAUCCUAUUUGUUGAGCUGAAUGAUUGCACUGGACAUGAUAUUUUACAGAUUUAAGUACAUAUUGAUAUUUGCUUUUUUGUCCCAGGCCAAUCAUUUUCUGCUGGCAUACAUGGAGUAGAUUAUUGAAUGAUUUUGUAUAUUAAUGAAAGGAAAAAUGAACAUAUUCUGUUCAUCAAAAGGAACUGGAAAUCUGAUAAAAAGCUGCUGAAAAUUUAAUAAAUGUAUUGUUUUAUA
Messenger RNA from Electrophorus electricus (electric eel), 15355 nucleotides. RefSeq names its product low density lipoprotein receptor-related protein 2a (gene lrp2a). The record is from RefSeq and is a predicted model, not a curated record. Gene Ontology annotation, molecular function: protein binding; hormone binding; calcium ion binding. Gene Ontology annotation, cellular component: plasma membrane; apical plasma membrane; signaling receptor complex. Lineage: Eukaryota; Metazoa; Chordata; Actinopteri; Gymnotiformes; Gymnotidae. Gene Ontology annotation, biological process: receptor-mediated endocytosis.